AUGUUGAACCAUACCAGAGUUUUCAAUGAAUGUCAAUGUCUUCACGAACCCAUCGAGGGUAUUGCAGGUUAUGCUAACUUGGUAAGAACUACAGUACCUUAGAGAACACAUUGGUAAAUAAUAAAAAAUAUUUCUUUCAGUUCCUAAUUGUUUUCUCAUUGCCAAUAAUCUCAUUUGUUGGUGUUGUUCUCAAUUUUUUCAACAUCUUCAUAUUUUGUGAGCAAAAAAACACGGCUGCAAAAUAUCUUACUGCAUUAUCAUGUAGUGAUGUUGGUAAGUAUUUUUGUUUUAAAAAAUCAACUCGAAAUUUUAAAAUAAAAUGAAAUAAAUAGAAAUAAUUUCAGGUGUUUGUAUGGCUGGAAUAUUUGUGAUCUGUUCCGAUUCCUUGCGUGCUCACUCUUUUGUGAUAGAUCAAAUAUUUGUGUUUCUAUUGCCCAAAAUUAUUCCUCUUGGGCUGUUCUUCCAGGUAACUUUUUUCAUUUAAAAAAUCUGAAAAAGACUGGAAAUAAUUUUCAGAUGCUCUCGGUGUAUAUCACAGUUCUCGCCGCUUUUGAUUGCUUCUACUCUGUUCAUAGGUAUUUGAAUAUGAAAAUAACUUCAAAUAAAAAAAUAAAUUUAGGGGUUCGAAAUGUGACAAUAAUCGAAGUACAUGGGCUCCUCGAGUUUUGGCACUUGUUGUUAUUUCUGUGGCCGCUUAUAAUAUUGUGCAAUUCGGAGAUUUACAAGCCGUUGAAUGUAUGCAUCCAGAAAAUUAUACACUUUUUGAGCUGUGCCCAACUGAAAUGCGGCUCAGUGAGCUAUACGUUCAAGUCUAUAAGUAAGUAGGCGUCGACAGAAAAAAUAAAUGUGUUUGUUUUUCUUUACUUUCCAAAUGACUAAAAUACCCAUAUUUCAGAGGAUAUUUAUAUGCACUUUCAAUGGCAUUUCUUCCAUUUGUCUUACUCUCAAUUUUAACUGUCAGCAUCAUUAUAAUGCUUCGCAAAAAAGAUGGGAUGAAAAAGAUGGAAAAAUCCGGUGAGUUUGUCAUCGGAUACUGCUAAUUCAUGUGUGUAUGUGAGAUCGUUUGAAUAAUGUAUUGUUGUGAAAAAUACUAUUUACAUAUCAUCAUCAUCAGCAUUUUAGAUUUCAAUCAACCAAAAAAAAACAUGAGAUCAAAAAUCCUAUUUUUCUUCCAGAAAUGAACAAUGAAGAUUCUGGUAACAAUCCAGUUGUGUUACUGCUCGUUGUUUUGCUCUUCUUAUGCUGUAAUUUGACGUCAUUACUCGUUAAUGUUUUUGAAAUGCUAAAAUUGUGAGUAUCAUCUUUUUUUUUCCUGCUCGCAACCAAACAUCAAAUGUAUUCCUUUUUUCAGUCAAUUAAAAUAUGAAGUUGAAGCGGUGUUGAUUGAUAUUGGCAAUUUUUUGGUGGUUAUCAAUGCGACUGCCAAUUUUUUCGUAUAUAUGGCGUCUUCUGAAGAGUUUAGGCAUUCGUUCUAUCGUCGAAUUAGAAGACUACUUCGAUCAAAACAAAGAAGUGGUGGAAUGCCAAUUAUGCAUGAACAACGCCUACGGUUUUUUAAUCGACAACCAAUUGCUAGUAGUUUAUAA
Caenorhabditis angaria is the source of this 1586-nucleotide messenger RNA. The record is from the annotation of a GenBank genome assembly. NCBI's taxonomy places the organism in Eukaryota, Metazoa, Nematoda, Chromadorea, Rhabditida, Rhabditidae.